AUUUGCUCAGGUACAUAAGCCACAGUGUCAGGUAGAAAAAUUACCCACUCUGUUCUGAGCAUUGCCAACAGACACUUACUCCCAAUUCACGAUGCUGCCAGUGUCUCCUUGCAAAGCUGUAUUGAUGAUGUUGGUCAUUGUCAUCCGCUCUUCGGCCGCACCAACUGAAGCUGGAGAUAAAACGGCCCGUCUAAGCUACGGCUACCCUAACAUGCAACAGCCGUUGCCGUACGGAGGCAGCAACUUUUACGGCGGCAACAAUAACGGAAUCUACUACAAUCAGGGCGCCAUUAGUCCGUUUCCUUUGAUUCUCGAUGCCUCCUGCAAAAAGUACACGUGCGAUUCGAAGCCAGGCAUGAGGACUGGCAGCUGCGAUAUGACUUGCAGUCCAGAUAGGAUCACUCCGCAAUGCCCGGUUUUCAACUGCAUCUCCGCCUCGCCCGGUACCUGUGGAAACAUGAGGUGCGAGGUUAGCACUUAUUCACACGUGCUCUAUUGAUUCUCAUCAGUCAAACGUUUUUCUGUUGUUGUUAUCAAUCCCCUUUCUAUAGCUUCUUUCCUUCCAAAAAAAAAACCCCGCUGUCAAUCUCAAUGUUUAUUAAUUGUUUUAUUGUCUGUGAUUCAAUUUGAAAAUAUCGGUUGUUUCAUAAACUCGGCGUGAUUGUA
This is a messenger RNA of Daphnia pulicaria, 666 nucleotides long. RefSeq lists its product as uncharacterized. Lineage: Eukaryota; Metazoa; Arthropoda; Branchiopoda; Diplostraca; Daphniidae. The transcript is spliced from 3 exons. The record is from RefSeq and is a predicted model, not a curated record. The coding region runs from base 92 to 499 and encodes 135 amino acids.